Molecule: messenger RNA, 2699 nt
Organism: Boeremia exigua
Lineage: Eukaryota; Fungi; Ascomycota; Dothideomycetes; Pleosporales; Didymellaceae
Product: kinesin family protein-like protein
Exons: 3
Coding region: 231-2516 (761 amino acids)
Biological process (GO): microtubule-based movement
Cellular component (GO): microtubule; kinesin complex
Molecular function (GO): ATP binding; microtubule motor activity; microtubule binding
Source: RefSeq, a predicted model, not a curated record
AAGUGAGUUUGGUGUCGCACGUGCCACUCCUUGCACGUUGCUGUGGUGAUUUCCUGUAGCGAAGCGGUCAAAGCAAAAUACGGCGUAGGUGCUAGGAUGACCUUCACACCCUGUAGAUCGAACCGACGUCACGAUACGCUGCGUGUGUUGCUUGCUUUUACGCGUUUGUGCAUUUGUAUUUCUUCCCUUGCUGUCGCGCUCGCAUUAUAAUAUUCCCCGGCGUAAACAACAUGAGCGUACGCGUCGUUGCACGGAUCAGGCCACUGCUCAAGCAGGAGCUCGACAAGGACACCAUCGUCACCGCAGAGGCCCUUGAUGGAGAGACCGUCCCGACAGUCGUGCGGCUACCGAGCCCGAAGAAUGAGGCGGAGUCUUUCAGCUUCCAAUUCAGCUCGGUGUACGAACAGGAGGCGACGCAGCAGCAGCUGUUUGAUGAGGAGAUCUCACCAACGGUUAAACACUUGUUCAAUGGCUUUGACCUGUCCAUCUUUGCGCAUGGCUGCACCGGUACCGGCAAGACACACACAAUGCGGGGAGGGAAGUCGCUGGCCGAGCGUGGCGUGAUCCCUCGACUCUUGAGCGCCAUAUACAGGCGGUGCAAGAAGAUCGAGAAGGAUACUGCUGGUGCUACCCAGGUCGAGGUCGCGUUGGAAUACUUUGAGAUCUACUGCGACCGCGUAUACGACCUCUUCGAGCCCCCUGAGAAGCGCACACCGUCUGGACUUCCAAUUCGCGAUAACCGUGGGAAGACGGUUGUUGUCGGUCUGACUGAGAAGCCAUGCACAACGUUGAAGGAGUUUGAGCAGUUGUAUGAUCAGGCGAACAUGAACCGUUCGACCUCUGCGACAAAGCUCAACGCGCAUUCCUCACGUUCGCAUGCCGUACUUUGUGUAAAGAUCAUUCAGACCACCGAAACCUCUGUCCGUGUCAGCCGAGCAUCUUGUAUUGAUCUCGCGGGUUCUGAAGACAACCGUCGAACGGAAAAUAACAAGGAACGCCUGAUCGAAAGCUCGGCUAUUAACAAGUCACUCUUUGUACUCGCACAGUGUGUUGAGGCUAUGAACAAGAAGCAAAACAGGAUACCGUACCGAGAAUCGAAGAUGACAAGAAUCCUUGGGCUUGGACAGAACAAAGGUUUGACCAUUAUGAUACUUAAUCUUGCGCCCACUCGUGCGUACCAUCUCGACACCAUCAGUUCUCUGAACUUUGCGAGUCGCACGAAGAAGAUCGAAGUCGCAGAGGUCGAGAACGACCCGGUCCUCAGAACCAUGUCGAAGCCUCUGGCGGUCACGAGCAGCAUCGGAGGAGUGAACGUUAAACGACAACCUCUGCGGGCUUUAACAGCAGCGGCCAACGUCAACGUGACCGAGACAGGAAAGGAGAAGAAGGGAGAGAAGCCUGUCAAGGCCUUUUCUGUAUACUCUGAUUCCCGCAAGCCUGUCUCACGUGUUCCUACUCUGACUUCUCAAAACCAAGGCGUACGACGGACGGAAGUGCAGAAACGUACGGCAGACGUGAGCAGUACAUUUGCCACACGACCUACAAAGACAUAUCGAGCGGCUGACAACACUUCACGAGCUCGUGCUGUUGAGAUCGGGAUGACGAAGGAAGACAUUGAAGCACUCAUUGCACAAAGAUUGGACGAGCGACUUGCCGAGAAGGCUUUGCAAGACGCGGCGGCUGCAGCACCAGCUAUUUCUGAUGAACUCCAAAAACGUCUUGACGAUCUGGAACAGCGCAUCGACGCGAAAGACGAUGAUGAAAAAUCACAAGGCUUGCAAUUUCUGCUGAUGGCCAAGCAACAUCAUGCACGAGGCGAAGAUGCUAGCGCUCUCCGCAUGUACCACUUGGCCGAGCCGUACUUCCCUGGCAACGAAAAGCUGCAGGCGAAGAUUAAGGGGCUGGAGGAUCGGAUACGAGCGAAGCGCGAAGAGGGGCAGAGACACAUGUCAGCGCCCGUUGCACCUACGCCUUCUGCACCUGCACCUGUUGCGUCAGCACCUGUUGCGUCGGUAUAUGUUGCACCAGCGCCCGUGUCAAACCGUAUGGCACCCUUGAAGUCAGACAAGAAGGUGUCCCGGCCGAAGAUGGUGUUCCGUGAUGAUGCCGAAUCUGAGGAUGACGAGUUUGCACCAGCGCCCCAGUCUGACCACGAUGGCUCGUUCGCAUCCGAAGACAGCUUCGUGGAGAAGCCAAAGGCAGUUCGCAAGCCCAAGAAGACAGUGAAGAAGCUCCCUAUCUUCCGAGACGACCUAGAUGCACGCGCAGCUCCUGGCGAGCAGACCCCCCGGACCUCACACCUACUAAAGAUCAUCAACAGCCGCGACGUAAACAAAAUCAAGGCGCUAAAGGGAGUCGGGUCGAAGAAGGCAGAUGCUAUCGUGAAUUAUCUGGUGGAGAUGGACCACGCUGAGAUACAGGAUUUAGCCAGUUUGGCUAUGUUAAAGGGUGUGAGUGGCAAGACAGUUGAGAACAUGAGGAUGGGAUUGACCGCUGUUGGUGACUAUGACUUCUGAGCUUUUGCUCAAUCUGCAUUCUAGCGUGGCGUUUUGAGGUGUUAGGAGACUUGUAUUGAAUAGCAUGAGCGUAGAGCAUUUGCAUUGGGUUGGCGUUCGCAUGGCGACGGAGAUGGCGCCCCUUCGUUUGGUUUAGCAUAGCACAGAUAGCAUAGAUAGCACGAAUAGUAUUACAUUAUCCCG